Messenger RNA from Xiphias gladius (swordfish), 1074 nucleotides. It is a transcript of the gene tpbgl, whose product is annotated as Wnt-activated inhibitory factor 2. NCBI's taxonomy places the organism in Eukaryota, Metazoa, Chordata, Actinopteri, Istiophoriformes, Xiphiidae. Bases 1 to 1074 code for a protein of 357 amino acids. Gene Ontology annotation, biological process: negative regulation of canonical Wnt signaling pathway. The record is from RefSeq and is a predicted model, not a curated record. Gene Ontology annotation, molecular function: protein binding. The transcript has a single exon. Gene Ontology annotation, cellular component: plasma membrane.
AUGAGGGAGAAGAUGUGGAUAUUUCACUGUCCCGACCAUUCAACGCGUCUCUUUCCUACUUGGAAUCAGUGGUGCUUUUAUUACGCUGCUGUGGUGUGUUUGUUGAUUUCGCCCGUCAGGACGGAUGAUGAGUGCCCGUCGUCCUGCGUCUGUGCCAGAGACUCGGGGACGGUGACCUGCCGUGAUGGAGAGGACACGGAGGUACCGGGAGACAUACCGGAGUGGACGUCCACCUUGAUACUCAAGGGGAGAAACAUCUCAACUUUACGGCGUGGUGCGUUCAUGACCAACGGCACGGAGUUGAAAAUGACGACACUCUCGCUGUCCUAUAACGAGAUACAGACUAUCGAGCCUUACGCCUUCCUGGGGCUCCCCGGAUUGCACUUGCUGGAUCUGAGCCACAAUCAAUUGGAGUCUAUCUCAGCCAGGGCUUUCCACGGAUUACCCGAGCUGCGCUCUCUGUACCUGAACGACUCUAUUUUGCCUCCGGCCACGGCACAGCUCUCGAAUGCGCUCAGCGCACAAAGUUUGCGCAACCUCCACAGACUGGAGUUGGCGGGAAACAGACUGAAGUCUAUACCCCUGGUGAGAUUAGAUAUCUACAACCUUCACGCGUUAGUGCUGGUAAAUAACUCCAUAGAGAGCAUCGGGUGGGUAAACGUGACCAAUCUGUACCAGGAAAGGCGCAUACGCGUCUACUUGUCUUUGAACCCGUUUCGGUGCAACUGUGAACUGGAGGCGUUUUACCACUGGUUGAAGAACUCAUCCCAGUGCCCGGAUGCGGGGCGUCUUCUGUGCAGCGAGCCGGAGGCCAAGAGGGGGAUUCCCGUGGAGAAGCUCCGAGGAGAGGACGUGGAUUGUAUGAACGAGAAUCUUGAGGCGGUUUCAUACGUCUUCCUCGGCAUAGUGUUGGCUCUGAUCGGGGUGGUGUUUCUGAUGGUACUCUACCUCAACCGGGGAGGCAUCAAACGGUGGCUCAACAACAUCAGAGAGGCGUGCCGAGACCACAUGGAGGUCUACCAUUACCGCUACGAGCAGGACUCAGACCCGAGGCUGGCCAACGUGGCUGUUUAA